AUGCUUCUUCCCAUCAUCAUCACCACUCUCCUUCUUUUAGACUCAUGGAGCCAAGGCACUCUAACCGCCCGGAUACAGAUGGAUAACGUGCUCGGAUCUGUAACUAUAAAUACAAACACAUGGACUCUCAGGACGGAUCUGUCUGGUACAUGUGGAUCUGUCAACAUCUCCAUACACAAGUUUCCGGUGAUCUAUGGAGCAUCUCAGGAUCCUUGUCACAUUGACCACCUUGGUCAGUCUUGUUAUGAUCUCUCUAUCAGUGGAAUGACACAGGUGGCAAUUGAUCCAAACAUCAGGUAUGACACAUGCUCCCUAGUUUUGAAGACCUGUGGUCGGCAGACAUGUGUAAAUCUGGAGACCGGCUCUCAAAGUGCUUGGAAAGCCAUUGUCCAGUCUUUCAUUAUAGGACAAGUCUACUUCCUGCAGUCAUCAAAUCGGCAGCCAAUCACAGCUGUGGUGGAGUUAGCACUGCUGGAAGGGAUGGCUUACCUCAAUGCCUCUCUCUUCUUCUCAGACACCUGCCAGGUAAAUAAUGGCCAGCUUUUAGGAAAUGUCGAAGUUGGGCACCACCAAAAGCUUGCUAAGAGCCGCCUGGAGCUGACCACUGUUGGUGUGAUGCCCUAUCUUGUGAUAAAACACCAGGAGAGAUGGGCAUGUGCAGAGGUGAGGUCCAUACAGCCUAAGGCGGCUUCAGCAGAAUUCGGCAUGCAAGGUAUUAAUGGAUCCUUUAGCUUCAGGCAAGAGUCACCCUUCCACCCCACUCAACUUUCCAUAAACCUAUGGAGGUUCCAGGGGGCUGCUGCCCAGUACAGAAUCCACUCUCUACCUAUCCUGGCUCGCAAACAGUCGGACCAGAACUUGUGUGAUGAAGCAAACACAGGAGAUCUCUGGAAUCCUUUCUCAGUGGGAACAGCAACAGUUAGAAGCGGCCACAGUUCAUGGCAGAUUGGAGACUUGAGCGGGCGGCAUGGCACUCUGCAGGGUCACGAGGGAUUUAGCGCUGUCCUAACUGACUGGAAUCUUCCACUUUAUGGCAAAAAUAGUGUUAUUGGCCGUUCUGUCCUAAUAUCGAAAGCUAGUGGGGAACCGUGGGCGUGCAGCACCAUAAAUUUGGAAGGAGAAGUUGUUACCGCACUUGCAUCUUUCCGUAAGGGCGUGGUGGGCAGGAUAAUGCUUCAACAGGCUCCAAGCGAUCCCUACAAUGACCUCACUGUGUACAUUGAGCUCUCCCAUGUCUCUGACAAGAUUAGCAAAAACCAUAACUGGCACAUCCACCAAUUUCCACUCUCGUCAGAGUCUGAUACCUGUGCCAGUGCUGGAGGACACUUCAACCCGUACAAUGUACCAAUUGAUGGGAACUACAGCCAGGAGUGCAAACCAAGCAACCCCCUGCGAUGUGAGGCUGGAGACUAUGCCGGAAAGCAUGCCCCCAUUACCCUUCUUGCCCCUUCUCCGGCUCGCUAUUUAUUUACUGACUCUUUAACUUCACUUACAGGACCAAUGUCUAUCAUAGGGCGGUCAGUGGUCAUACAUGGACCUGAAGGGGUGUCUCCACGUGUGGCCUGUGCCAAUAUCCUUCUCCAGGCAGUCUCCGAAGGUAGAACCAGUCUUUGGCUUGGGUCUGGUAAUGCCGGAGGAGAGUUGAAGGCCUCGCAGGUCUCUGAUUUUAUGCCUACAGUGAUUGCCAUCGAUUUCCAUGGACUGGAAGGCCUUGCUGGAGGCUUCCACAUCCAUGAGCUUCCAGUGACUGAAGAGUCCGGCAGCCCGUGUUCAUUUGAGCAGAUUCAAGGUCACUUCAACCCCUUCAAUGUAAAUAUUUCCAGCUCUCCAGCAGCCGGUAAUGGAACCGAUGAUGAAUAUGAGGUGGGAGACAUCAGUGGGAGGCAUGGCUCCUUACUAAGCCUGGACCAUCAGACCGGACAAUUCAAAGACACCAACUUUCCUCUGUCUGGUCCACUCAGCGUGCUCGGCCGGUCUUUGGUCAUUCACUAUGUCAAUGGGUCCAGAAUGCAUUGUGCCACCUUCCAGCGCCAACAGUCGUCCGGUGGGGCGUGGGUGCGAGCCACAGCGGAAUUUUCCGGAAACAUCCGCGGAAGAAUUUCCCUGAGUCAGAUUGUGUAUCCGAAUGGAGGAUCCAGCGACACCACCAUCAUGGUAGAUCUGCAGCCAGUCUCCCCGGAGAAGAGCCUCAGCUGGUCCAUCCAGACUGGAGAAGGCGGAGGAACGACGUUCAAUCCGUAUGAAAUACCCAAUCAGGGAGGGAACUGGUCUUGGUGUGGCCCCCAGGAGUCCCUGCACUGCAGGGUCGGAGAUCUAAUGGGAAAACAUGGACCGAUAUCCACUAGGAACCGGGUGAUGCUCACUGACACCCACCUACCUCUGGCCGGAGACUUCACAGGUCAGCUCUGCGGGACGCUGUGUCUGGAGCUCUGCGAGUCCCUCCCUGGAAACUCUACCACUAAUGUUAUCCGUGGAUGGAAAUUUCCUGAAUUCCCUCAGAAGGAGAAAACUCUGCGGGACGCUGUGUCUGGAGCUCUGCGAGUCCCUCCCUGGAAAGUGACCUUCUUACCGCAACCCGAGGAAAAGAGCGCUUGUCAGCGAGUGGAAUUCUUCAUCAUCG
This is a messenger RNA of Nanorana parkeri, 2620 nucleotides long. RefSeq lists its product as uncharacterized. NCBI's taxonomy places the organism in Eukaryota, Metazoa, Chordata, Amphibia, Anura, Dicroglossidae. The annotation marks the transcript as partial. Gene Ontology annotation, molecular function: metal ion binding. The record is from RefSeq and is a predicted model, not a curated record. The transcript is spliced from 8 exons. Gene Ontology annotation, biological process: superoxide metabolic process.